Haemonchus placei is the source of this 267-nucleotide messenger RNA. The record is from the annotation of a GenBank genome assembly. Lineage: Eukaryota; Metazoa; Nematoda; Chromadorea; Rhabditida; Trichostrongylidae.
AUGAACAACAGCUACGUUCGAGCUGAACGCGAUCGGUUGAUGCAUGGAAUUGAGCGUUUGGAUUUGAGCGGUGUCCAACCAGAUAAUGACAGUGGAGAGAGUGGACGGACUGAUACUUCCAUGGAUCCUAUCUCACUGCCGUCGACGGCGUCUUUCUCUUCCCCAGAACACAGGAAAUUAGCACGAGAGACUGGUCACGAACAUCUAAAAAUUGAGGACCAUCAGACUGCAGUUCAUGAGGAACAAGAAGAAAUUGCUGAUGUGUAA